Molecule: messenger RNA, 1619 nt
Organism: Dioscorea cayenensis subsp. rotundata (Guinea yam)
Lineage: Eukaryota; Viridiplantae; Streptophyta; Magnoliopsida; Dioscoreales; Dioscoreaceae
Product: protein trichome birefringence-like 26
Exons: 4
Coding region: 60-1391 (443 amino acids)
Cellular component (GO): Golgi apparatus
Molecular function (GO): O-acetyltransferase activity
Source: RefSeq, a predicted model, not a curated record
AAUAGCAUUAACCUGUUCUUUUGUGCUUUAUUUCUGUGUGCAGGCAGUGAUUAAUUGCAAUGGCAGAUGAGGUCAUGGUAGGAGACCAUCAACCAUUGCUUGCAAAAGAUGGGAGGAGUAGCAUAAGCUUGAUAUUUUUUAAGUUGAUCUGUAUUAUCUUCUUGGCGGGUGCAAUUUGCUACCUCUUCGACAGCAACUUUAAUGCAUGGGCAGUGGAGGCUGAACAAUUCUCCUUGUCACUCGAGAAACAAGAUGCAUUAAAUAUAAGGCCUCCAACAAAGGAAUCAACUGUUCAAGAGCAGCAGUUGAAGAAAGAAGAAUGUGAUCUUUGGGUUGGAGAAUGGAUACCAAGCCCUGCAGAACCAGCAUACACAAAUGAAACCUGCAAUCUAAUACCACCAUAUCUAAACUGUCUGAAUAAUGGGAGGCCUGAUACAGGUUACCUUCACUGGAGAUGGAAACCGAAUGCCUGCGACUUGCCUCCCUUUGAUCCACUAAAAUUUCUGAAUGCAAUGCGCGAUAAAUCAUUUGCAUUCAUUGGCGAUUCAAUUUGCCAUGGCCUUGUGUUUUCCUUGAUAUGCCAACUAUCAAAGGUGGAGAAGCCUCAUGAUAUCUAUCAUGACUCCGCAUACAACAGUAGGACAUGGUACUAUCCUUCUUACAACCUCACCAUUUAUGUGAUCUGGGCUCCAUAUUUGAUUCAUUAUGAAACUACUGAUAACCAUGGAGAUGCAUCUGAAAUACACUUACACCUUCAUCUUGACAUCUUGGAUAGCAAGUGGACCAAUGAGUACAACAACUAUGACUAUGUGGUGAUCUCCAUUGGCCCACAUUUCUACAAAUCAAGCAUCAUAUAUGAGAACAACCAAGUCAUUGGUUGCCAUUACUGUCCUCAUCUGGAACUAAAAAAGAUUGCAAUUGAUGAGAUUUACAGGAAGGCACUCCAGUUGAGUCUCAAGUCCAUUGCCACAUCUAAGCACAAGCCCUUUGUUAUCCUUAAGACAUGGUCACCGGAUCACUCUGAGCGUGGAGAGUUGCCCAAUGAAAUAGUUUGCAAUAGGACUAGGCCAUUCAAAGAAUGGGAAAUCAAUAUUGGUGAUCAUGGCUUUAUUAUGAGGAGAGUUGAGGUUGAGGAGUUUGAGAAGGCUGCAGCGAUUGGAGCAAGUAAUGGAGUGAGAAUGAAGCUACUUGAUACUUACCAUCUUUCACUCUUAAGACCUGAUGGGCAUCCUGGUCCUUAUCGUACUUAUCAUCCAUUUGAUGGUGAUAAGAAAAUCAAAAUUGAUUGCAUGCAUUGGUGCUUGCCUGGUCCUGUUGAUACUUGGAAUGAACUGUUACUACAGAUGGUAAUAAGUGGAGAUGCUGAUGACUCUGGUUCUUCCUUGCUUUAGAUUAUUGUCACUUUUUAUUUUUUUGGUUUAUUAUAUGGUUCUUUUGGAUAAAGUUGCCAGCAUGGCAGCCAAGCUGGAGCAGCAAUAUUUGAGCCGUAUUAAUUGGAUGGAGGAUUUGGGUUUGCACCAUUGAGCUACCAAGUCAGCGUAUAAGUCAGAUAGGUCAUUAUGCUUUUGUAUUGCCUUGGAAAGGCCUAGUUGAUGUGACUUAAUUGUUAUGGUUUGGUG